AUGAAGCUCUUCCUGAUCCGCCAUGCUGAAUGCGAGCAUAAUGUGGGCAAGACAUCAGGCAAUGCCGACCACUCUGGUCUGACCGAUCUUGGCAAGACCCAGGCACAGCUCCUGGCGCGUCACUUCCGAGAUCGAACCGUCUGCUUCACGCAUGUCCUGUCCUCGGAUUUGGAUCGCGCGACCGACACUGCCCGUGUGAUUUGCCAGUACCAGCUGGGCAGCGGGCCGUUGCUCGAGCCGAUUCAGACUGAGGCCUUGCGCGAGCAGUGGUUUGCCUCGGGCAAGGAGCCAGGAAGCCGGCGUGGCCCGUCAGAAGAGUCAAUGUCGUCGAUGCGGGCCCGGGCCAACGGGUUCUUGCGCGACCACAUCCUGCCACUCCUGGCGGACCGCGCCCGCAACGAUGCUGUGGUAGCGGUUGUUGCGCACGGCAUCAUUUUGCAGGUCGUGUGGGCGUGUUUGGCCGAUCUCUUUGCGUCGUUCUAUCUGGCCCGCAACGUGGACUCGGCCGCUUCCGAUUACAUGCAUCCCGUGUGGUCGAACACGGGGGUGUUGGAGUUGGACAUUUGGACUGGUGGCUUGCCCGAGGAAAUGGUGCUGGUCCAUGCGGUGCAUCCCGAUGUCAAGCCCCCCUGGCUGGUUAGUCUGGACCAGCCUCCCAUGGAGCACCCGUUGGCGGGAUGGUCCGUGACCAUCAUGGCGGUGGACAGCACGGUGCAUCUCGAUGGAAAUCUCCAUACGAUGACGGUGCCCGAUAGCCCCCAUCGCUCGCGACAGCAGCCGAUGGACGAUUUCUAUCGCUUGACGGGGACAGCAUAA
Messenger RNA from Penicillium alfredii, 816 nucleotides. RefSeq names its product histidine phosphatase family protein. Gene Ontology annotation, cellular component: cytosol; cytoplasm. Lineage: Eukaryota; Fungi; Ascomycota; Eurotiomycetes; Eurotiales; Aspergillaceae. Bases 1 to 816 code for a protein of 271 amino acids. The record is from RefSeq and is a predicted model, not a curated record. Gene Ontology annotation, molecular function: phosphatase activity. The transcript has 2 exons.